GUCGGGUCGGAGCGCAUGCGCGCUGCGCGCCGGACGCGGAACGUCUGCCGGUGUGCCCGCGCUGCUGGUCCUGGGGUCCCUGAACCGCGGGCGGCCCCGCUCCCUCCGCUGGCCAUGGCCCCCCCGCCCGCGUGCCGGUCCCCGAUGUCACCGCCGCCGCCGCUGCUGCUGCUGCUGCUGAGUCUGGCCCUGCUGGGCGCCCGGGCCCGCGCCGAACCCGCCGGGAGCGCCGUCCCCGCGCAGAGCCGCCCGUGCGUGGACUGCCACGCCUUCGAGUUCAUGCAGCGCGCCCUGCAGGACCUGCGGAAGACAGCCUGCAGCCUGGACGCGCGGACGGAGACCCUAUUGCUGCAGGCAGAACGCCGUGCCCUGUGUGCCUGCUGGCCGGCAGGGCGCUGAGGACCACGCUGCUCCAUGUCAAUAAAUGCCCAGUGGCACACCUGU
Chlorocebus sabaeus (green monkey) is the source of this 444-nucleotide messenger RNA. It is a transcript of the gene NICOL1, whose product is annotated as NELL2 interacting cell ontogeny regulator 1. The record is from RefSeq and is a predicted model, not a curated record. NCBI's taxonomy places the organism in Eukaryota, Metazoa, Chordata, Mammalia, Primates, Cercopithecidae.